AUGUGGCUGGCACUUAACGGUAAAGGUUCAGUAUCUUUCAAGACAGCAGCUCUUCUUGAGAAAUCUGGUUUCAAGACUGGACUUUUUACUUCACCACAUGUGUCUUGAGUGAGAGAAAGGAUUAGAGUCAAUCGUCAGUUGAUGUCUAAAGAAGAGUUUGUCAAGUACUUUGAUAUCUGUAAGGAUUUUGAGCAAAAGGCAGAAUUAACAUUUGGGUUCUUCCAGAUGAUGCUAUCAAUGGCUUUAUUGUACUUCCAACAACAAAGGUGAGACUAUAUCGUGCUUGAAUGUGGCAUUGGAGGACUGGCAUCUUCAACUAAUGUAGUUGAUUCUGAUUUUGCAGCAAUCACUUCGGUUGGAUUUGAUCAUAGAGAAUCUUUAGGGCCCACUGAAAUGCACAUUUGAAGGAAUAAAGCAGGAAUCAUUAGACAAGAUAUACCUCUAAUUGUUGGUCCUACUAUCCCACUAAAUGUUGUCGAACCAAUUUGUAAAGUUCACAACUCAAAGCUUGUUGUGGUAGACAGUGACACUCAAAAUUUUGUUGAAAUGAAUAAAAGUAUUGCAUAUGCUUUAUACAAAGAAAUAAUUGAAACUGAAAAAGAAAUCCCUCAUGAUUUGAAUGAGGAAGAAAUAGAAGAAGCUUUAGAUGUAACUCAAGAAUGUAGAAUGGAUUUAAUCCCAUCAGAGAAAAUAAAAGAAUUUGCUCCAGGGUUAGAUUGUUAUCCAAAAGCUGCAUACAUGGAUGUUGCACAUAACUCUCCUGCUUUAAAGAGUCUUAUUAGCACAGUAAAUUCAAUUCAUAAAGACUCAAAGCCUUUGCAAAUUUAUGUUAUUUGCACUUUUAGUGAAGGAAAAGAAAUUGCACAAUCUUUGGAAACAUUAAGAUGAGAAACAAAGGUAGUUAAGGUGGUGAUCAUCAAACAUUUCAAACUAAUCAAAGAGGAUAAUGCGAGGAAAUAUAUCUCUGAAGUAAACUCAUCACAGUCUCCUAAUUCUGGGAAAAUUACAGAGUUAUAUAGCCAUGGAGACUUAGAAAAGAAUACCAGAUCUGUUCUAGAGCAAAUCAGUCAAUCAAAAAAUCAAAAUGCUAUUUUGUUGCAUUGAGGUAGUGUAUUUUUGAUGGAAUACAUCAAAGAUCUGUACAAUAUUCCUCAAGAAAAAGAUAUGGAUAAUCUAAACAGCUUGAUGUAA
Molecule: messenger RNA, 1191 nt
Organism: Moneuplotes crassus
Lineage: Eukaryota; Ciliophora; Spirotrichea; Euplotida; Euplotidae
Source: the annotation of a GenBank genome assembly